AUGAAUCAGCUGCGUGGAUAUUUCCUGCAUGAUCUCAUUAAGACAAAGAAGAAAACUCUCUUUCGACGUAUAAAAGAUGCAAUACUCGACGUUCGCUACUUGCUUACCUUUAAUACCCAGUGGAUGAAGGAAUUUUACAUGGAAACCAUUAGCAAUGUAUUUUUGCCGCAAGCCAGGCUCUUUUUUAAAUUCUCCAUUUUAUUCGUUUUGCUGUCUCUGUUAGUACCGUUACUUAAUCCCGAAGGCAAUAGAAAAAGUUACAUAUACCUCUUACGAUCUCGAAGUAUCGGAUUUCUUGUUCUGUAUCUUGCUACAAACAGCUACACCAGUCGGAGGACUAGGAUCUACAUGUUCACCUUUAUCGCGAUAGUUGUUAGCCUGUGGCUAAUAUUUUGCUCUAAACUCUUGAGAGUGGACAGUGAGGCAGCAUUACUGUUAAUCAUUGGAACCGUGCUUUUCCUUUUCGAAAUGGGGCUUAUCGAAUACUCUCUUGUCUUCUGUCUGGGUCUUACUGCGUCAUUGUGCCACAUUGUUGAUCUGCAAUACGAAGCAUGCUUUAAAGACAUGGAGGAUUCAAAGGAAUGCAGAAAAUCCUAUAUUAUGGCUUGCUUUCAGAUAAUAUAUCUCCUCUCACUGGGUGUAAUUGGCAAUUAUCAUUACUUUUACAACCACAGUCGGCUGCUGGCCGCAUUUCUGCGUUUGGGACAGGCCACUUUGGUGAGACAACGCCAAAAUGCGGCACUCAAAGCGCAACUGAAAUGGAUAGAUUCAGUGAUGCCGAGCCAAUUGAGGGCAGAUUUUAUGCGGUUUCGAAGUAACAGCAUCAGACAGGGAGACUGGGACGUCUUCUGUAAUACUUACGAAUGCAUCAGCAUACUCUUUUCCGACAUCGUCGGCUUCACUCAGAUGAGCAGCGGCCGGUCCGCUAGCUCGUUGGUCCGUCUGUUAAACGACAUCUUCAGUCGGUUGGACGACUACGCCAUGAUUCAUAACUGUGAGAAAAUAAGCACCCUAGGCGACUGCUACCACUGCGUGGCGGGAUGCAUUACACCUCGGCGAGAUCAUGCAGUUUGCUGCGUCAAAUUGGGCUUAGACAUAUGCACUGGCUUGGAACAGAUAAAUGCCAUUCACGGCUCGAAGGUGCAGAUGCGUGUUGGGGUACACACUGGCCGCGCUAAUGGAGCCAUUAUUGGGCUGCAUCGGUUUCGAUUUGGUGUUUAUUCCAACGACGUACACAUCGCCAACCUCAUGGAACAGACUGGCAUGCCAAGUCGGGUGCAUGUCUCUUUGGUGACAAAACGGUAUUCCGACACGGUAUUCGAGUUCGAGCUCAGCGAGCCCGUGAAGAUAAAGACUUACGAGUCUGCCGGGAUAGGCGUGCUACCGCGUACUCGAUUGCUUGACACCUUUUUUGUUGUACCGCUUCAUCAACACGCCAAGUCAUCCGUCGAUAUGAGCAUAGCCGAGCCGCUUGAUAAGUCGGUUACAAUUAUGCGGCGUGAAAGUAAGUACUCCAUAAAGCGGAAACCCAUCACGCAUCGCAUGACCCUCCGUCUCCCUGAGCCCCAAAUUGCCAGCCCUCCUGAGUCCCAACAGAAGCCGGAGCCUACCACGCUUUAUAGUCAACUGCUGCUUGCUCGGCUGGAUUUGAUUGCGGCUAAGAUUAAGAGUCUUUACUCCUCAACUGGUGGUGACUUUUCUGAGGACUUCAACAGUCUCCCCCGCACUAGCAAGGCCGUCGAGUACGCUAGACGCGAUGUGGAAUUAAUCUUUGCUUUGCAGGAUGAUCCACUGCGUCAGGUUCAGGCUUUUCACAAAAUGCCGGUUCACCCGGUCCAUCUGAGAUUUAUGGAUGCUGAAUUAGAGAAUCAAUAUUGUAUGUUGGUUAAAGACCACAAUCGGCCCACUUACGUGGAUUCGAUGCGUCUUGGUCGGCUGCUUGACGCUGCCGUUCUACUGCUCUACAAUUACCUGUUCCUAGCCGCCCAGCUAGCCCUGUUUGUCUUCUCUAACUACGCCAGCAGUACAAUUCUUAUUUUGGGUUACACUAGCCUGCCCUUGGUUCUCGUCCCUUGGCUUGCCAUUAAUAUGGCGACGCCAUCUUGUACUUCUGGCACCCAAGAGCGUUCUCUUAAAAAAUAUUCCUGUUCAUGGCCCUUGCUGAUGCGCCUUAUCCCGAGCCAGAUAGCUUCUGUUCUCCUUUGUCUGGUACCUUCUCUCAUUUAUCUUACUCAUUGCGUUAUCACCUUUUUCCUCGAUAUCCACCUAACCAUUCAUGAGCAUAACCUUUGGGCCGCUUCCAUGCUGCCUCUCAUAAUCCCGGUCACCACACGCUACUUGCCCCGGAUAUUGGCCAGCCUACCGAUACACUUGUUGAUCUCCGUUUUUGAGGCAAUGAAGACGCCUAUACGAGGCGCAAAGCAAGAGGACCGACAGAUUUUUCACAAUUUCUCACUUGCUUUGAAUAGCUCAGGCUUGCAGUCCUUGGAGGCUGAUAUCUCCGUUGAUUAUGGCGGCUACUUUGACGAAUUUGAGCAUUCUGAGUCUAAUACCGCCUAUCUUACUUGUCACAGUUUGUAUGAGGAUCGGGGAGAGCAAACAGACCAACUAUUAACUGUGCUGGCCGGCUACAGCUUCUUACUUACAGUAAUCUGGUUGUCUCGGCUACUCGAAUGGAUCACUAGGCUUGUUUUUUUCGUGCAGAACCAGGCGCAAGCGGCCAUAGCAACUGUGCGUGAAUCUCGAAAUGAGGUUAGAAACUUGCUCAAUAACGUGUUGCCAAAGCACGUCAUCCAACGGCUCGGAACCCAACAGUUUUUAGGCAAGGGUCGUCAUUUCGAUAAGUCUAUUAGUUAUUCCACCUCAAUCGCUGAAGCAGGCGUUGUAUUUGCCCGAUUGAUUGACUUUUUUCAAAACUACUAUCGGGAGGAUUAUAAGCGCGGAAUUGGGACCCUCAGCCUUCUGCAUCAAAUUAUCUGCAGCUUUGACGAGGCCUUGCUCAAGGAGUCGGGAUUUUCCGAGCUCGAGAAGAUCAAACUGAUAGGGGACACCUACAUGUUGGCCUCUGGACUUGACGAGAAUAAAGGUCGGCGCGGACGAACGGAAGAUGAUGGACAGUACCAAAAGGAUUCUUUGCCUGAACAAGGGGGUCACAAGACUGAGCCAAAUAAAAGGAACCACCUUAUACAGCUGAUGAACUUUUGUUUUAGGAUGCUUGAGUUGUUGGCCGACUUUAAUCGUGAAUAUGUGUUUGGUGAGACUCUGUUCAAGCUGGCUAUUGGAUUCAAUUCGGGCCCUCUAGUCGCCGGAGUGAUCAGCUAUACCCAGCCAACCUAUGACAUUUGGGGUAAUACGGUAAACGUGUCCAGUAGAAUGUGUUAUACAACAACGGCCAAUACAAUCCAGGUGCCUAAGAAGGUGGCCUUACAAUUGUCGAAAUUUUUCAGUUUCCAGUGCAUUGGAGAAGUAUUUGUGAAGGGCAAAGGAAUCAUGACGGUCUUUAAGUGUCUGGGCAGCUUAAGCGAAGAAGGCCAUACAUUUAGCUGA
Protopolystoma xenopodis is the source of this 3546-nucleotide messenger RNA. Lineage: Eukaryota; Metazoa; Platyhelminthes; Monogenea; Polystomatidea; Polystomatidae. The record is from the annotation of a GenBank genome assembly.